Molecule: messenger RNA, 2364 nt
Organism: Ornithorhynchus anatinus (platypus)
Lineage: Eukaryota; Metazoa; Chordata; Mammalia; Monotremata; Ornithorhynchidae
Product: scavenger receptor cysteine-rich domain-containing protein SCART1-like
Exons: 9
Coding region: 10-2364 (784 amino acids)
Cellular component (GO): membrane
Source: RefSeq, a predicted model, not a curated record
UCAGCAGUAAUGCUGGCAAAGGGAAACAGCCCCUGUGCUGGGUUUCCUGGACAACUCGUUCCAUCAAAAGACUUGGAAAUGACAUGUGACUUUCGGGGCAAAGAGGCCACCGUUCUUUGCAGAGAGUUGGGAUGUGGUUCAGCUCUUCAACCUUCCACUGACCUUCAUUUGAAAGAAGACAUGAGAAACAUAUCCAGGGCUGUGACCUGUCAGGGCACUGAGUCAACUGUCCUAAAUUGCUUCUUUCAAGAAAAACUUUUAGAUCUCUGUAAUCCAGACUUGGAUCCUCAAGUGAUCUGUUCAGGUCACCGGGAGGUGCGCCUGGUGGGCGGUGAGCACCCGUGCACGGGGCGCCUGGAGGUGCGGCGGGGCCUGGAGUGGGGCACGGUCUGCCAGUCGGACCUGGACCUGGCCACGGCCCACGUGGUCUGCCGGGAGCUGCGCUGUGGAGCUGCCCUGUCCAUGCCUGAGGGUGCUCGCUUCAGUCGGGGGACGGGCCCACUGUGGACCCAGGAGACCUUCCGCUGUCAAGGGAACGAGUCUCUCCUGUUCCACUGCCCCCGUGGGCCCGCACGGACGGAGCCCUGCUCCCACAGGCAGGAGGCCGCCAUCCGCUGCUCAGAAUACAGGCUGGUGAACGGCAGCAGCUGCUGCGAGGGGCGAGUGGAGCUGCAAGUAGGGGAGUCUUGGGGCCCCCUUUGCGCCGCCCACUGGGACCUGGCGGACGCCCACGUCCUCUGCCGCCAGCUGGGCUGUGGGCCGGCACUGGCGACCGCGGGCGGAGCGUCCUUUGGGGUGGGAGAUGGCCCCGCCUGGACCGAUGCUUUUCACUGCGCGGGGACAGAGCCCCAUCUGUGGAACUGCCCACGGAGCGCCUUGGGAGCCGCCGCCUGCCAACCCAACCACGUGGCCACCGCCGUCUGUUCCGGUGAGUCGGCGGAGGCGCUGCGGCUGCAGGGCGGGCAGAGCCGGUGUGACGGCCGCGUGGAGAUCUCCCUGCGGGGCUCCUGGAGCAGGAUCGUGGCCGAGGCCUGGGGCCUGGCCGAGGCCGGGGUGGUGUGCCGCCAGCUGCGCUGCGGAGAGGCCCGGAGAGCCUACAGCCUCGAUCCGACAGCCCGCGGCCCAGAGGCCACCCCCGUGGGGCUCAGCGCCGUCAGCUGUGCCGGGAAUGAGACCCGCCUGACCCAGUGCCGCUUCUCCAUCGCCCCACCGUCUCCCGCGGGGACGGCCUGGGAUGUGGGCGUCGUCUGCUCCGAGAGCGAAGGCCUGCGUCUGGCAGAUGGUCCUGGGCGCUGCGCCGGGCGGGUGGAGGUGCUCCACAACGGAAGCUGGGGGACGGUCUGCGACGACUCCUGGGACCUGGCGGACGCCCACGUGGUCUGCCGACAACUGAGCUGCGGCGUGGCCCUCUGGGCCCCCACCUCCUCUGGGCCUGGGCCCGGGACGGGGCCCAUCUGGCUGGACGAGCUGGGCUGUGCAGGGAACGAGUCUCGCCUCUGGCAGUGCCCCUCUGCGGGCUGGGGCCGGCACGACUGCCGCCACAAGGAGGAUGUCGGCGUUCUCUGCUCGGAGUUCACGGACGUGCAGCUCUCUGGCAGCUCCUGGGCCUGUACUGGGAGGCUGGAGGUUUUCUACAAUGGGACGUGGGGAAGCGUGUGCCAAUACUCCCUGCCGGCUGUCGCCCUCACCGUGAUAUGCAAACAGCUGCAAUGUGGAUCCCGGGGGGAGAUUUUGAAUAGGUCGGAAACAGAUGCGGAAUCCAGACUGAGCUGGUUGAAUGACAUCAGAUGCCGGGAGCAGCACCACACCUCUCUGUGGCAGUGCCCCUCCGCACCUUGGCAUCCACACUCGUGUCUCAGUACGGAAGAAGCCUGGAUCCAUUGCAGAGAAGAGACAGAUGAAAAAAAUGAGAGCCCAGAAGAGACCCUUAAAUGCUCAGUCUCCAAUAACUGCACAGCACGGGAGAAGGUGCGCCUGCGGGGCGGCGAGGACGACUGCUCGGGACGCGUGGAGGUGUGGCACGACGGGUCCUGGGGCACGGUGUGCGACGACGCCUGGGACCUGGCAGACGCCCACGUCGUGUGCCGACAGCUGGGCUGCGGAGUGGCCCUGGCGGCCCCGGGAUUGGCGGCCUUCAGUCCGGGGAAGGGCACCGUCUGGCUGGAUGAGGUCCGGUGCCAGGGCGGCGAGGCCUCUCUCUGGGACUGUCCGGCCGCCCCCUGGGGCCGCACCGACUGUGGCCACAAGGAAGAUGCCGCAGUCAACUGUUCCGGUGAGAGACAGGUGACUACCUCACCACCAGAAACAGGUAACCUGCUCCGAUGUGGUUUGAUAUUAAUCCUGCUGGCUUUUGCCCUGCUCUGA